Molecule: messenger RNA, 3087 nt
Organism: Exophiala xenobiotica
Lineage: Eukaryota; Fungi; Ascomycota; Eurotiomycetes; Chaetothyriales; Herpotrichiellaceae
Exons: 4
Coding region: 130-2031 (633 amino acids)
Biological process (GO): regulation of Golgi organization
Cellular component (GO): cytosol
Source: RefSeq, a predicted model, not a curated record
CUUCAUCGAGCCAUGAACACUAGUAGCCUCCCGAAGACAGCCUUGCCCCUGUGUUUUUGACAGUCCAUAUGCAGACUAUGAUUUUGCCAGCACCUUGUCUCGAGGACAAUCCCAGCUGUCCCAUCUGUUAUGGACUCCCCAUUGACCCAUUUGUUGAGACCCGACUCAUUUGAGCCGAAAAUAGUCCAACUCUACCUCCAUUUGUUCACAGUGCUUGCGAACGAGGAAGGUGAAGAUGCUGUUCCAACGGAAGGCUACUGGAGAGAAUUCUUCCUUCUCAAACCCGACAAACAGCGGCUGUAUGACAUUCUGGAACCAAUGACUGCUUUCGACCUGCUGCACAUGCAAGCCCAGAUGCAAGCAUUUUUCAGACGGGCUAUCGCAGAGGCAUGCUCGGGAGUCUCUCCUAGGAACGAAAAUGCGCUCGAGAACUUGACAGCAUUCCUGUGUGCAGUCUUCACCAAGAGGUUCGCCAAUCCAAAUACUGAUGUGAUUGAGAUACUGGCGGGACUUGGUGCCAUUGACAAAUCCAUGUCUGACCUCGUGCAUGGCCUUGAGUCGAUUGUACGACAAGCGGCCGAUGACAUCCUUCGGACAAAGGCCUUGGAGACUACCCUUGCCUUGGUUGCUGGAGGAUUUCACACCAAUCUGGUGUCUUAUUUCAUGCAUAAAGACCUCUUCUCGGCCCUCAUGAAGUACGUCCAUGAUAUACAUGGAAGUCUUUCUGCAGGGCUGAAAGCCUUCGUCAUCAUUGGGGUCCUCUCCAGUUACAACAAGUUCGAAUCACAGAAUGUAUAUCAGAACCGGCUGGAAGAUUUCGUCAACGAGGAGACGAUCCGCCUCCUAGUGCACAAUUUCGCGGACACCUGCGUACUCAUUCGAGAUCAAAUUCUGGCUGUACAGGACGACUCGCCUGCAUCCUGGACGGUGAACUCCACACUGGCAAUGGUUGGGCUACGCGCACUAUCCACUGAUGGCAACAAACCUUUGCCUCCCACUGAAGAGGAAGCUAAAGCGCUCUUCACAUCAUUACCAAAACAAGAAGCAGCUUGCAUCCUGUCUUUGUACUCUUUUGUUCAAGCGAAUAAAUUGUUUGCGGCCAAUCUACUCAACCUGCCUGCCGACAAGGAUAAAGAAUCGCCAUUCUCGGCAUUUCUCUCUUCCACAUCAUACAUCUCACAUCACGCCUAUCGUGGGCCUCGACAAUCGACAUAUGCCGUUCUGAGUCUUUUGUCGAUACGGAUUAUGGUGGAGGAUUCUAUCCUGGCGAAGAGGAUGUGCUCAGCAGAGGCGAAAGUAGUGGUGCGGUUGUGCCGGCAAAGACCUCCUCAUUUGCCGCUGGUCACGUCAGCCAGGGUUCCUGCAACAGCAAUCCUCGACAUCUGUACGGACACACUCAGCCACAAUCUUCGGAAGAGACUUGAUAUCCAGCUAUACGGUCUUGCUCUGGGCAUUAUCCUACGUAUAGUGACAUACCUUGAGCAAACCAAGACUCGACUGCAGUAUCACUGGGCUUACAUAUGGGGUUCGUUGAUUUCACUCAUCCGGUUCUUGACACAAUAUUCAAACGAUCUUCGACAUCUCAGGGGGAUGCGCGAAGACCUAUGUGGCCCGCUCGCCAGCCUCGCUGCAUUUUGUCUGUCCAAAGGGGAUGGGUUUUUGCCCGAUCCUGCAAGCUUCGACGACCUGUUCUACAAAUUGAUCGAGGCAUAUGACCUCUUGCCGAAAUUCAAACAAGCGUAUUGCGAUUCUGGUUCCCAAUCUGACACUUUGAACCGAUCGGUGGAGGCUCUGAUCAGUGUGUCGUCGCAUUAUCAUGGUCUCUUGCAAGCACAACACGGCAAAAAGACACAUCAGUCGCCGGCGGCGAUCCAGAAGGUCAUCAAAGAAGGGUAUGAGACAUUAGAUCUGGAGACUCCCAAUGAAGGCUUUGGACAAUGGGAAAGAUGGAGGGAAAGCAACUGGAAAGCGGAGCUCAAGAAAAUGAUCAGGGUUGCUGUUGAGGAUGCCAGGGCCUUGUCCUUGAGGUGAAUAAGUGUGCUUGUGGGACAUUGCAGCCUGUUUCAGGUGGUCCAACAAGAAGAGCCUCAUUCUCAUCAAAACUCCAGAUGUGUCUUCGCAUAGAUUGAGCGGAGAUGCAGCAUUUGAAGACUAAGGAGAAUGGUGUGUUCGUGCGACAGCGAUGGUGCGGUUGAAGCAGUGGUUGAUUUAUCAAAGUGAUAUCGCACGGUGCGACAUGGUCCCCACGUGACCCCGCGACUAGUGCCGGACGCCAUCUCGCACUCCAUUGUCUUCGGAUGCUCCAUCUCAAUGUACAGUACUCGUACCAGACGCCACACUUGGUUGCGCGGGCGGACAUUGCGGUGCUCGGUCUUCGGUGUUCGCGCAGUCAGGUUGCGCGAGGGUGUCUUGUGUACCUAUGGUAGGCACCGUGUCGGUAACAAAAUCACAAAUCAACGGUAGCGCGUGGUACCAGACGAGCACUUUUAUAUUUGAUCGAAGGAGAGCACACGAUUAUCGAAGGUUCAUUAGCAAACGUUGCAAGCAAGAGUUUCAGCCGCGGUGAUCGCCUGCUGACAGUACUUCGUAGGAUUCACUCGUCAAUUGAGUUAUCAGGACGUCUUCAAAAGUGGAGGGCCCACGAGUUUUUGUGCUGCCAGUGCACAAGUAAGUGACAAAGGCUCAUAACGCCCUCCGCCGCCGCUAAGAUUCGGAGGCCGCAAUGGUUGUACGUUGGACGAGGGACGGAAAACCACCUGGUACCAGGUGGGUGGGUGUCAGUGCCAGGGGUAUCGUACAGACUUGACAAGAAAGACGGUUUGCCGUCCGGAAAAAUGGCCUGUGCCUGAUGAGCCUGAGCACGACCCAGCGAGCCAGAUCCAAAGUUGUGGGAGGCGGACGAGCAAAGACCCAGAAGACUUUGGUGGAGAUUUAAUUCAUCCGUCACUCGGACUUGGCCCAAUCGAUGGAGAGGGGUUUUGUUUACAUGUACCAAAAACUUCUUAGAUGAGGUCAGCAUGGCUGUUAGAUUUUGUGAUAUCCCUAUCGCUCUUUGAGGCUGCUCUGUUCUUUGCACGGAAAUGACAG